CAAAACAAAUCUGGAGCCGCCGCCGGGAUCGGGAUGUCGAGAAAGUUGACGGUUCGCAGACUUUUUAUUGCUGGAAUUCUACAGUAUGACUUCCGUUUUCUUGUAUGUCCCCAACAUUAUUGGGUAUAUUCGUCUGGCCUUGGUCUUCAGUAGUUGUUUCUUCUACUCUACAAAUGCUGUAGUCUUCAUUAGCCUUUACCUUGCUCAGUCAAUACUUGAUGGAUUUGAUGGUGCACUGGCAAGAAAGCUGAAACAGACUUCAGCAUUUGGUGCCUGGUUUGAUGUUGUUAUUGACAAUCUAGGGCGGGGUAUGCUAUGGUGCAGAUUAUUCAAGUGGGGUUACUUCAUAGCAGCCAUGGAGUGGUUAGUGUUUGUCUGUACACAUAGUCUGGGUGCUCAGUGGAAAACAAGUAAAGUUCAAGCACCAUGGAUUGUUAACAAAGUUAUGGAAAAAAAUUUCAAGACACCACUUGGGACAUUCACCAUUCUAGGUCUAUUUGUUCUACCUCUUUGGCUCUAUGCACACUAUACGGGUGUCCUUGGCAAGACUUUAAGAGUACCCAUCUCUGUACAGUAUGCUGGUAUUGCGUUCCUCAGUACUGGAAGGGCGCUAGCUUUUACAGUUGAGUCCUUCUUUGUCUAUUCCCACAUACUGUACUUGACGAGGGAGGAAGAAAAGUAGCACAUCCAAGACUAACCAUAGAUAGGACUUACAAACAAUGGAUAGCUCACAGAAUGUGCUACAUAUUAUUUGGAGUAACAAAGAUGGAGGACAUGCCAUUUUGGACUGCAUGAGAAUCCUCACCAGAAAAUGCCAAGCAUGCAAAGGUAAUUUGAAACGAUAUGCAAUGUAUGUGUUAUGUCCAUGAUCUGAACUUAUGCAUCAAUUAAAUGAAAACUGCCUUUUUUUAAUUUAAUAUAUUUUAUUUAUGAACACAUUAUGUAUGUUUAUUAUAAAAUGAAUAUUAAGAAAAUACAAUGUCCAAACUGGCAUUCUUUUUGUGAUAGCUUUUAUUCAAUCAAGUUCAUAAUUUUUUGUCAUAUCAUCUUUAUGAAAUAUAUGAAAUGUAUAUGAAAAAGGAAAUAUAUGUAGUAAAAAAUCCAGAUUUAAAUUCAUAUAGAAAUGUAAAAUAUAUAUUACAAUCAUGUUAAUGAUGAUGAUCAUAAGUUCUGAAGACUAUUAUGUUUGGAUAAAAAUCAAAAUUUAUGAUCACGAUUAGGUACGGUAAUUCAAAGAGUAAUAUUCUAUAUGGACUAUUGUAAAUAAAUGGUUGUUUCUUAAAAGCCAUGAAAUAUUAUGCAAAUGAGUGAGAUUUCUCAGGAUCGAUAACCACAGAUACAUGUAUAUUGUAAUGUAUGACAUGCGAUGUGUGCAUAAGACUCAUUUGAAAUCGCUUUAUGAAUUUCUUUUGCCACCCACCACCCAGAUGUGAGAUAAAAUCUUGGUGGAUGCAAAAACUCAAAUGUAUUUCAUUAAGCAUAGUAGACAGCAAUGUGGCGUCUGACUGAUGUAUUCCAGAGGGAGUGGUAAAUUUGCAUGUGUGUGACCAUGUAAUCCUGAAUACAGUGAUUGGGUGCAAAAUGAACUUAUAAAUUCUGUCUGUGGAGAUAUUUUGACCAUGGUGUACAUGUAUGUAUAUGCAUUUAAAUCAACCUGUAAAGGUUCAGACAGAGUUUAAGACUAUAAAUCUUAAAUUUAAUUCAUAUUUUGACCGAAAUUGUUUGGAAAUGUAAAGCAUGAUCUCACAGACUAUAAGACGAUGAAAUAUUAUAUGAAUUGUGAACACAACUUUCUUUUCUUUUAAUAAAUUUGUGUGCUAAUAUUAGACUUUUAACAGAAAUGUUGAGGAUACAUCUUUUUGCAAUCUCAGACAGUUGUAAAAUAUCAAAAAAAACGAAGAAAUGUAUUAAUGUGUGUGUGAUUUUGAUAAACAUUCUAAUAUGCUGAUACUGUAGUGUGUAAUUCAUUCCAUGAUAAUUUGUUAAUUGUUCUGUCAAAAUAAUUAUGAUAUGAAGACAGUUUAUAGUUCAUUCCAUUUCGUUUAUUUGUUCUUUCAAGGUGUAUAAUUUAUUUUUUCAUUAUGAAUUUUUAUAAUUUGUAAGUGUAUAAAUCAUUCCAUGUGUUGUUUUUUGUAUCAAAUUAAGUGCCUAAUUGUUUUUCAUAAGGUUUUUGUGUGCACAUGUUCAGUACUUAAGGUGAUUUCUUGACACUUUCAGAUCUAGUAAAGUCUCAUUCUGAUAAUUGACGAUGGUAUACACGUUGGCAUAAAAUAGCAAUCUGAAGGUCUCAACAGGGAGUAGUACCAGUAUUUAUAAAAUGAAAACAAAUCUUAUUUUUAGUUCUUGCAUUGGUUGUUUUGAUUUGUUUUAAUUAUAUUUGGAAAAGAAAAUAACAUUAAAAUGUUGAAAACAUUAGAGUUUAGAAAGGCUUAUCAAAGUGUCUUAAAUUAUGAUGUCUCUGGGAAUUGUUUGUAUUUUUAGCCAGGAAAUUCUGAGCCGAUGUUUGAAACUGGUAACUAUUGUAAUAUAUUUUCACAAUCUCUGUAACUCACCCAUGAAUUAAAUUUAUUUAAUCUUUUUUUUCCGGGGAGGGUCAUUUUCUGGCAAUUAUGUUUCUUCUCUUAUCUGGAGUGAUGCUGAGGAAAGAGAACAAGUUCUGUCCAGGUUUCGUAUACUUUCAUUAUGAAAAAAAUUAAAAAAAAAUAAAAAGGGAAAAAAAAUUCAAAAGGAGACCUUUUUAAUAUAAUGGGUUUUUUGCGAUCUUAUUUUAUGUUAUGCAAUUCAGAUAUAUACUGAAAUGUUUAAAUGAAGUCAGAUGUUCUUUUGUCAGAUGCACAAAGCAAGGCACUCAAUUGGCUUAGGAGUUGGGAUAUAGAUUUCAUUCAACUCUUCUUUGUUUAGUUUUUCUACUGCAAUUGUAUAGAGAGUGCCACAGUAUUCAAAUAAUGAUAUAUCGCUCAAAAAAUAUUCAUUCCUAUAUGUCUCAGGAUGUAUUUUUAGACUGUAUUAUUUUAUUUGGAACAUGGAUAUGGGUAAGAAACCUAUUGGAAUAUAACAUGCAUCAUUUGUACAUGUUUUUGAAGAGAACAAAACAGAAUUGUUGAAAUAUUUACAAGAAUAGGAAUUAUAUAAAAUAUUUUACAUCAAAGUAACUUUUAGUUACCUUGCAACUCAUAUAUGUUUCUUGCUAUUUUGAAACCUAAUUGUUACUACUGCAUGUGAAACGAAAAGAAAAACAAUGGUGUUUACAGUACUGUACAGUAGGUUCCAUGGACACCAUAAUUUUAAGACUAAUAUGCAAAUUUGAGCAGUAAAUAAUUUUCAUAUUAGUGAUUUUACUAUCAAAUGAGUGAAAUACAAGGCUUUUUAAGUUGAGCUUUGUUUCAUCAAUUUUUAAGUCAAGUUUGCACAUUCUAAGAAAUGCUAAAUUAAAAUAAUAAUCAUAAUCAUGAAACAUUGUAUUUCUAGAGCUCUAUAUAACGAUGUAUCUAAGAAUUUUACAAAAAGUACUGAGUAAUAUAUAUUAUACAAGAUGAUUGGCAAAACUAAAUAAAAAAAUGUACAGUAUAAAGUAUUACUAUAUCAACUAAAUAUUACAUACGUAUAUACUCAGUGUACAAAAGUUGGAAAUGCAACAUUCAAUAUGGUACAGAUUUGGUGUUCUUAUGAACCUUCUUAUUUAUCUAACUCUAUUUAGGUUUUUUAUCUUCAUGCUUCUGUUCAUUCUAAUUACAGUAGAAUUACACACAAUGACUAUCUAUGUGGACUCUAAUAGGAGAAAAAUCGUCCAUAAGCCCAAGUGCAUAUUCCCCUGUCUCUGAUACAUUAAAAAAAAAUCAUGUUCAUGUAUAUUGAUUUUGUUUCAGUUGAGGCUGAUUAAUGCCAGGAGAUAUUUUUUUCUUUAACAAGUUUAGGAUUAAUUGUAAACUGAAAUAUUUUGUUUACAUAGUUCAUUUGUUAGCAUUUGCUUUGAUACCAGAAGUGAUCCUUGUAAUCUUCUGCUCUGCUUAAUUCAAAGAUUUUGCUUCCCAUUUUUUAUAUUGCAUUAGGAUAUGUGAAUGCUAUGUGAAUUAAAAGGUUAAAGCAGUCAGAUAAUCCUGCUAUUUGAAAUAGAAUAAAAAUAAUGUUUAAAAACACAAUUAAUUCAAGUGAAGUACCGAUACAUUCCAGUUCAAACUCCAUAUAUUCAAAACAAGAAAAAGGAAAUACCGAACUUCAAUAUCCCAGAGAGCACAAAUACCAAUAAAUUUGAAUAAGAGACACAGAUUAAUCUUAAUGACAUUUAUAAACUCCCGACUUUUGCAAGGAGAUCCAAUAUUUGCCAUUGAUACAAAAUAACUUGGGUUGGUUGACAGUACCAAGAUAAUUGUUGCUCCAUGAAAAAGGUAUGUUCACUGCAUAGAGAAAACAUACAAAAUUUUAGUACAGUGAACUGCUAUUACAUGUAUAAGAGAGCUUCCUUAUCAAGUCUUCAUGCAGGAAGUGAAUAUUGUGAGAUUUGGAAGUAUUUAACCUUUCAUGAAAUAUUUCUUUAUUGGUAAGUUCGGGAUGUAUGAAUCAUCCAUCACCAUAAAUAAAUUAAUGCUACACCUUGCUCGCUAUUGUCCAUUGAUAGGAAAAAUAGAUACAUGAACAGAUAAAUUGCCUGAAAGAUUUGUUGCAUCCUUGAGCGAUUUAUCUUAACUAUUUAUUAUUUUGUGUGAACUGUGAAUGUUAAAUGUACGACGUUGUCUUGUUUUUUGUAUAUCAUUACAAAUUAACAUUUCAUUGAUCUUAUUCAUUGAAUUGAAAUCGAUACCCCUUCCCUAUUCCCAUUAACUCAGGGAGAAACACUUUAAUGGUAACCAUGGGUGGAUGCAGCAUUUAAUACUAAAAAAGGUAAUAGGUCUCCAUCACCACAGUAACGAUCAAAAAGACAUUUAGACAAGCAAAAUCCCCAAACAAGACAAAAAUGAAAAAUGCUCAACCCUCCCCCUUCCCGAUCGUUCGGUACCUUAUUAACCAUUCCUGAGAUCGUUUAAUGUUUGUUUUAUGUUUGUGUGCUCACUCAUCUUAACCUAUGAAUAUGCUUAUUCCUCUGAGGCUCUGUGUUGGUAUCACUCCCUGAAGAAAAGGGUUCAGAUUAAUGCCUUGUGUUUGCAUCAAUUAUUAAAAUAUUAUGAAGCUCUCUAA
This is a messenger RNA of Lytechinus variegatus (green sea urchin), 5172 nucleotides long. RefSeq lists its product as uncharacterized. Gene Ontology annotation, biological process: phospholipid biosynthetic process. NCBI's taxonomy places the organism in Eukaryota, Metazoa, Echinodermata, Echinoidea, Temnopleuroida, Toxopneustidae. Gene Ontology annotation, cellular component: membrane. Gene Ontology annotation, molecular function: phosphotransferase activity, for other substituted phosphate groups. The transcript has 7 exons. The record is from RefSeq and is a predicted model, not a curated record. Bases 86 to 682 code for a protein of 198 amino acids.